Messenger RNA from Aspergillus homomorphus CBS 101889, 942 nucleotides. Its product is annotated as putative JmjC domain protein. NCBI's taxonomy places the organism in Eukaryota, Fungi, Ascomycota, Eurotiomycetes, Eurotiales, Aspergillaceae. Gene Ontology annotation, molecular function: 2-oxoglutarate-dependent dioxygenase activity. The record is from RefSeq and is a predicted model, not a curated record. The transcript has 2 exons. Bases 1 to 942 code for a protein of 313 amino acids.
AUGAAGACCCAACAAUGGCCAUGCCGCAAUAACCUUCGGGUAUGGAGGCACCUCCACCUUUUCAAUCAAAGACAACGAUGUCUCUACUCCUUCUCCACCACGGUUUCGCGCCAAUACCGCACACUAGAAUCUCUUAGUGAUGUCAAUCUCGACCACUUCCGUCAGACAUACUUUAUCCCAGAGCGUCCUAUAAUCCUCCCUCGCCGACAUUUUUGCACCCUUCCUGCUUUUGAAAAGUGGUUCUACUCCGCUCCGCCCGGAUUAAACGCAGCAUACCUGCGUCAACAUGGCGCCGAUGCCCUCGUUCCGUUGGAACUGACACAAGCUCCUGCAGACACCAUCUCAGGUACGGGUGAGCCUAGCUUUCGGCAGUUUCACGCGCCUCUGAGCUUAUUCCUUGAAUGGAUCUCUACCGCGGAAACGCUCGAAUCGCCGACGACGCGCCUUUACCUCGCGCAGUGCCAACUCCAUGACUUGCCGCAGACUCUCCGCAAUGAUUUCCCAACUCCAGAAUUAGUUUUGCAGGCAGGGAAAGGGGAUAUCUACGACACAAACGUUUGGAUUGGAUACCCGCCCACGUACACACCUCUUCACCGCGAUCCAAAUCCGAAUCUGUUCGUUCAGCUGGCUGGACGGAAGGUGGUGCGGCUGUUACCCCCCUCGGAUGGACAGAAGGUAUUCAGCUCGGUGCGACACCAAAUAGGCAAGAGUGCUGGCCGCGAGGCUACCGUAUUUCGAGGAGAUGAGAUGAUGCAAGGUGAGGAGAGGGUACUGCUCGAAAAGGCCGUGUGGGAUGAUGCCGCUGAUGACUUUGCUGAGCCCAGCGGGUUCGAGGCGCAUCUACAGGCCGGCGACGGUAUCUUUAUUCCUCGAGGAUGGUGGCAUAGCAUCAGGGGAUUAGGGGAAAGUGUAACUGCAUCGGUCAAUUGGUGGUUCCGAUAA